Molecule: messenger RNA, 1296 nt
Organism: Exophiala aquamarina CBS 119918
Lineage: Eukaryota; Fungi; Ascomycota; Eurotiomycetes; Chaetothyriales; Herpotrichiellaceae
Exons: 1
Coding region: 1-1296 (431 amino acids)
Source: RefSeq, a predicted model, not a curated record
AUGAGGCGCUUCAACCAGAUGAUUCGAAAUGCUCGACACGAGAGACCUUGGCAAAGCGGCCCCCAGCAUGCACCCACGCCUAAUGCACCUCAGGCACCUACUGCUAAUCCGGUGCAACCGCCAGCGCCUCAGUCGAGCAUUUCGAUGGCAUCCACCCCUGGUGGUCCAACGUUGAAUAUUGCCUUACAAAACCAGACAGCAUCCACAUCUGUCUAUGCAUACGUCACCGGUAGAGCGAUAGAGAACAACAACGCUUUAUUCCUUCUACUUGCCGAUGGCCAUACUCCUUAUUUUCCACCCUCUCCUGCAGCGAUCGGUACUGGCAUCGCUGAAAAUACCGCCAUUGCAUUGGGCGCUCCAGGGAAUACUGUGACGGUAAAAAUUCCUCACAUUGCUGGUGGUCGGAUAUAUUUCUCAAUUGAUACGCCGUUGACGUUUUUCCUUAACCCUGGCCCGGCUCUGGUCGAACCUUCUGUCACCAAUCCAUCCGACCCGAAUAUCAAUAUUGACUGGGGCUUUGCAGAAUUCACAUUCAACCAUGAUCAACUCUAUGCUAAUAUUAGCUAUGUCGACUUUGUCGGUCCACCAGUUGCACUGGACCUCACAACAUUCGGUGGACAAACGCAGCACAUCUCCGGAAUGCCAGUUGACGGCAUCGACCGUGUCUGCGACGGCCUUCGCGCACAACACGCUGAAGACGGCAAAGGCUGGGACAAGCUGAUCGUGACACACAAUGGGCGGAACUUUCGCGCUCUCUCACCCAACCAAGGCAUGGUGCUCCACCCAGAGCUAUUCGCGGACUACUACGACGAGUAUAUUAACCACACCUGGAAGAAAUACUCCUCGCAGGCCCUCACCAUCGACACGCAGGCGAGUUUCGGCAAAAUGUCAGGCAAAGUCUCUUGGGACGGGGACGCCGGUGGCAAGAUCUCCUUUGGCGGAGCGCGGUUCUCAAAACCUACCACCAGAGAUAUCUUUGGCUGCUCUAGCGGCCCAUUUCAGACGGGGGCCAGCGCGAAGACAAAUACCAUCAUCCCUCGCCUUGCCGCAGCGUUCAAUCGGUCGACUCUCUUGGUGGCUGACUCGUUCCCUGCGGACAAGAGUCUCUACUAUAAACACAGCGUGACGAACCAUUAUUCGCGGAUUGUGCACGAGGCUAACUUAGACGGCAAGGGCUAUGCUUUUCCCUAUGACGAUGUACAGCCUAGUGGUGGUCCAGAUCAGUCCGGUGAGGUACAUGCGGGAGAUCCGAAGCUUUUCACGGUUACUAUUGGGGGUAGGAAUGCGAGACCUUGA